AUGGCAGAAAGCUGUGUUGCAAUUGAUUAUUGACAAUGAGAAAAUCAGGACGAAAGUUUUGUGACCGUUGCUGGAUUUACAGGUGUUACUUCGAUAACUAUGGAUGACAAAACCGGGAAACUGACGGUAGUGGGAGAAAUUGAUGUGCCAAUUAUCGUGAUGAAGCUAAGGAAGCUAUGUAACACAGAGAUUGUUUCUGUUGAAGUAGUUAAACCACCUGAGAAAAAGCCUGAACCGGAGAAACCGGCUCCACCUAAACCAGCUCCACCUAAACCGACUGAAAAUAUUGCGGCUCCGAAAUUACCAGAACCAAUACAAUCCUGCCUAUGCCUAUCCUGAUUCUUACUAUCAACCAAAUACUUGUGUGAUUAUGUGAUUUUUCUAGAGUUAUUUCAAUAAUGUUAAUAUAUAUGAACACAUAAUUAGUUAAUUUUGAUGGAAGAGUACUGUGAUUCAUGUAUGAUAAAAUAAUGUUAAGUUUUGUUAACCCGUACCAUUACAAUCAUGCCUAAGCAAAUUUUGAUGUUAACAUUUCUCGGGGGAUUUUUAUUUGAAAAAAAAAUCAAUAUAUACAUGACAAAGUUGAUCUUAAAGUGUUAACUUUUACUUUAAAUCCUCUGGUAAUAAUUAAUCUGUUUUUACCUAGUCUUUUGUUUUCCAUGGUUUCAUUCACGUAAGUAGAAUUUUUUCCUAUGCUGAA
Molecule: messenger RNA, 700 nt
Organism: Arabidopsis lyrata subsp. lyrata
Lineage: Eukaryota; Viridiplantae; Streptophyta; Magnoliopsida; Brassicales; Brassicaceae
Product: heavy metal-associated isoprenylated plant protein 13
Source: RefSeq, a predicted model, not a curated record